This is a messenger RNA of Corapipo altera (White-ruffed manakin), 2920 nucleotides long. It is a transcript of the gene CREB3, whose product is annotated as cAMP responsive element binding protein 3. The record is from RefSeq and is a predicted model, not a curated record. Gene Ontology annotation, cellular component: nucleus. Gene Ontology annotation, molecular function: DNA-binding transcription factor activity, RNA polymerase II-specific; RNA polymerase II cis-regulatory region sequence-specific DNA binding. Gene Ontology annotation, biological process: regulation of transcription by RNA polymerase II. Bases 555 to 1835 code for a protein of 426 amino acids. The transcript is spliced from 11 exons. Lineage: Eukaryota; Metazoa; Chordata; Aves; Passeriformes; Pipridae.
GGGAGCCCGGAGUCCGGAGCCCUGCGGGCAAGGGGCCGGGGGCGCAGCGGUCUGGGGGUCACGAGUCCCGGGGGGUGGUUCAGGAGGUCCGGAAUCUGGAGGCUGUGACGCCUGACACCUAGAUGUGAAAGCCUUAGCGGUGCUAAUGGAGACAUGCAGUGCAUGCCCACACUUCGACGGCAUGAGCAGAGCUUUGGCUCAGGCGAGCCGGCCGGGCUGAUCCCGGCCCAACUGAUCCUGGCCCAGCCAUGCCCUCUGUGACAGCCAUGCCAGGCUGCAUCUUCUCAGGGACCGAGGCACCUGGGCUGUGUCUGAUCCAGAGAUAACAGCAGCAGCCUGAGCUGGGACCAGACAGCUGAAGUUGCUGCAGCCGCACACGUGCACAGACACCAAGGCAGGGUUUGACUGCAAGUCCAUCGUUCUGUCUUGUCAGCUUCUGUGGCUCCCUGAGCCCCCUGAGCUCUGCUGCUGAUCUCCCUGUGAGCAGGGACACCUCUCCAAAUUACUCCUCAGGGCUGAAAGACCCUUUAUCAGCGUCUGACCUCUUCAACAAGAUGUCAUGUCCAGAGGGACUGGAUGCCCUGGCAGACGUGGAUCUGCUUGACUUUCUCCUGAACGAUGAUGCUUCCUGCCCUGAAAUCCCAGAGGAGCAGAAUGGUCUCCUGGAAGACUGGGUCCUGCCAACGCCUGAGCUCCUGGACAAGGAGAUGGAUGACUUCAUCAGCUCACUGCUGAGCCCCUUAGAAGAUGAACCAGGCAUGCUCGAUUAUUUGCCUGCCAGCAGUGACAGCAGCAUUUCUGAGGAUCAGCGUCUGUCCCCUUUCCCUGGCAGCAGUUUUGCCAGCAGAGACAUUGUGCAGGUUGAUCACAACUAUUCUCUCCAUUGGCCUGUGCUGGAAAGCGUGAGGUCUGACGUGGCAGAAGGAGAUGUUACUAUUGAGCUGGGAACAUGGGUGGGUUUGGACGGCACAAGCAAGGCACUGGAACAGAGCUCUGGUUCCCCCAUUGCUGUUGAUGUGGAUUCUGAACCUCAGCUUGUGCCUGGAGCCAUCGUGCAGUCUGAUUUCCCAGAGCUGGUCCUGACAGAGGAGGAAAAGCAGCUUCUGGAGAAAGAAGGCGUUACAUUACCAACGUGUCUGCCGCUGACCAAAGCUGAAGAGCGAAUUCUGAGAAAAGUGCGUCGUAAGAUCCGGAACAAGCAGUCAGCUCAGGACAGUCGUCGCAGGAGGAAGAUCUAUGUGGAUGGCCUGGAAAACAAGGUGGCAGCCUGUACAGCUCAAAACCAUGAACUGGAGAAGAAGGUGCAGCAGCUGCAGAAGCAGAACAUGUCACUGCUCAGGCAGUUGCGGAAGCUGCAGGCCUUGGUGAGACGAUCCACCCCGAAAACCAUCAGAAGAAAAACCUGCACAAUGAUCGUGUUUCUGUCCUUCUGCCUCAUUCUCUCCCCCAGCAUCCGCUCAUCUGGGAGCACAGAGCCACAGCUGGAGCCCAAAGUGCUGUCACGGCAGAUCCGCGAGUUCCCGAACCAGGGAGCACCUGAUAUGCAGCAGGAUACUGAGCUGGAGGGCUUCAGCCUAGAGCCUGGGGACUCCUCACUGUCAGGCAAUCUCAAUCAGUCAUGGGAAGAGGGGCAGAGACCACUUGACCCCGAUCUCAUACCUUUCAACAGCAACUCAUCUUCUGAUCCCCCGGCAGCAGCAGGCUCCGAGCUGGGCCCACCCCAGAGCGACCCUUUGCCAGCAGCGGUGCUGGUGCCGUGGAAAGCCAAGGGUCAGGAGUGGGUGGAACACCCUGACAGAGUUCUCAUCCAGCAGCACCAUGCCAACGAGAUGUGACCAGUGCUGCCUCCUUGGGGUGAUGCUGGGCACCCCACGGGGCAGGGACAGAGCUGCAUUAACAUAAUCUAUCCAAGCAGUUUCUUCUGAAUACUCUCCAGAUUGGCAGCACCUCAGAGGGUUUACCAGGGAAGAAUCAUUCUGACACCAUAGCAGGGCUCCAUCUGAGACAGGACAGGAAAUUCUGGAAACUUCACUAUGGCUGCUGAUGUGACUUGCAGCCUGGAGUGUAUCUUGUGGCUUGUGGGGAUGGGCUGUGAUGUGGAGGGUGAAGGCGAUCGGGCCUGAGGCGCCCGUGCUUGGUUUGACUGGAUGCACUUCAUGGUGGAGGCCACUGGCCUGCUUCUUCCCUGCCCAGGUGGAAAUGAACAGGCACCUCUUUACUCUGUGUGGUGGCUGCAUGCAUCUGUCCCACCUCCCUUCCCCUUAAUCCUGCAGUGUUGCCUGAUUUCUAGGUAGUGAGACCUGACCUUCAGUCCCCUCACAGGGAGUGGUCCUGCCUGCCACUGCGACAGACCCUGUGUGUCGCCUGUUCCUGCUAGCUUUUGAGCCAUGGCCACAGCUCCCAGCCUGGCUAGAGAAGGUAAUGUGGAGUCCUUCCUGAGCCAUGUGUGCUGUUUGCCAACUGUAAGGGCUGAGCCUUUCAUCUCCUGCAGGCUUCUGGGCCUCAGGGAGCUGGCAUACCUUGAGCCAGACUGCUGAGGCAGCAUGGACAGCGAGCAGCAGAGAUGCUUGCUCUUGAAGGCUUUCCUGGCCACAGGAUGGUUUCAAAGCCAUGUCCUCGUGUGCCCAAGCCUUGCUGUGCUGGCUGAUGAUGCAGUGAACUGGUUCUGGUUGCUCCCCAGGGCUGAGCAGAAACACUUUGAGCUGGUGAACGGUAUCUUUCCUGAAGUGCAGCUUAGUGGUGCCUGUAGAUCAAUCUCCUCAUCCGACUUCAGGACAUUUCAUAGAGUCAUGUAGAAUGGUUUGGGCUGGAAGAGACCUGUAAAGGUCAUCUAGUCGUGUUCCCCCUGCAAUAAGCAGGGACAUCUACUGGAUCAGAAAAAUAAUAGCUUCCUUAUUAAUAAAGUCUAAAUAAAUACUAA